Molecule: messenger RNA, 1103 nt
Organism: Eurytemora carolleeae
Lineage: Eukaryota; Metazoa; Arthropoda; Copepoda; Calanoida; Temoridae
Gene: Sem1
Product: 26S proteasome complex subunit SEM1
Exons: 5
Coding region: 100-549 (149 amino acids)
Biological process (GO): proteasome assembly; mRNA export from nucleus; double-strand break repair via homologous recombination
Cellular component (GO): proteasome regulatory particle, lid subcomplex; proteasome complex
Source: RefSeq, a predicted model, not a curated record
UGUUUCCAGUCACACUGAAUUUUAAUUUUUAAUAUCUUUAAUCUGCAAAUCACGCCUCUGUCCUCAUACUCAAUUCAAGAGGUUAAAGCUGAAGGAAAGAUGACUGCUGAUAACGGUGGUGCUAAGGUUGAUCUAGGAGUUCUAGAGGAAGAUGACGAAUUCGAAGAAUUUCCCACAGACGAGUCUGGUGCAGGGAGUGGAGGAGAGGAGGAGAAGGAUACCCGUGUGUGGGAAGAUAACUGGGAUGAUGAUGCAGUAGAAGAUGAUUUCUCCAACCAGCUCAGGAAAAUGAGGGAAAGACAGUCCGCCCGAUCCCCACCGCCUCUUACUCCACCCCCCUCCAAAAAGAGAUGUGUCCAAACCACUCCUACCGCCGUUAGUAACGGACACUCCGCCGCUGAAAGUCCGACAGCGGAGCAAGAGCGGAGUAAUGGUGCCUCACCAACCCCCGCCUCCCCGUCCUCUCGAGGGCGACGAGGGAGGUCAACUACUCCGGUGGAAACACCGUCCACUCCGACAAGAACUAGUGCUAGGCUCAGGAAAAAGUAGAAAAUAGUUGAAUUGAAAAUCUGAGCUGUGAUAUAAUUAGUUCUCGUAUGCCAAGAGCCGAGCUUGAGAGUCAGGAGAAUAAAAUGUCCCACUGAAACCUCUCACCAACAAUCUUCAGACUAAAUAGAACAAAAUUUUAAUGUUAAAUGAUCAUGCAAAUAAAUAAAAUCGAUCAUAUUCAUUUGAUAAGUUCAAUCCGAUUCAACUGAUGCAUUUUUUGCGAAUCAGUUCAUUGAAUAUUCCGGAUUUUUAUUAACAUUGAAUACAUAAUUUUGUUUGGAUCAAAUAUUUUAUCAUAUUUUAUAAUAUAAGAUCAAGUCCAUCUGAAUCAUCCGAUACGUAUUUUAUCGGAUUAGUUCAAGUUUUCCAUUCGUAUUAUAAUAUAAGAUCAUAAGAUCAAGUCCAUCUGAAUCAUCCGAUACGUAUUUUACCCGAUCAUUUGUUUAUGUGAUUUUCUGAAUUUUCUGAUCAACUAUAAAUCAAUUCUAUGUAAUGAUGAUAAAUAAGCUCUUGAAUAUUUCCUGUAAAAAUGUUAAUAAACUUAUUUUGUGAAA